GUCAAAUUUAUCGAUAACAUUUGUCGCAUGCCGCAGCUGUUUUGCUGGAAAAUAACAAACCAGAGAAUUUAAGUUAAACUUUCACACAUGGAGACUGCAGUGGAAGUAGCAGAACCAGUGACCGCGCCCCAAGCCGUGCUCAGCCUGAACAACUGUCCGGGCACCACUCCUGGCCAGCCGCUGAGCAAGAAUCAGCUGAAGAAGCAACGCAAGUUGGCCGAAUACACGGAGCUGAGGAAGUUGCGCAGGGAAAGGGAACGCGAGCGCCAGAAGCAGAAGCGCCGCGAGGCCAAGGAACUCGGUCUGCCCAUCCGCACGGGUCCCUCCCGCAAGGAGCUGAAGAAGAGACAGGUGACUGCCUCCGAUUCCUCCCUCUCCGUGGCCAUUGAUCUGGAUUACGAUGACUUGAUGCACGAGCGUGACAUAGCCAAGUGUGUGAAGCAAUGCCUACGCAUCUAUACCAUCAACAGGCGGAGCUUGCAUCCCGGCAAGCUGCACUUCACGGGCAUCCGUAGCAAUGGCCAUAUCCAUGAAUCCUUUCGCAAGAACGACGGCUGGGAGAACUGGCAUGUGGAGUAUCACUUUGAUCGCUCGCACUUGGAGUUGUUUGAGCAUUCGCAACUGGUCUACCUCACCUGCGAGUCGGACAAGGUGUUGGAUAAGCUACAGCCGGGCACGACCUAUGUGAUUGGUGGCCUGGUGGAUCACAAUCACUGGAAGGGUCUGUGCCAUCAACGGGCCACGGAGGCGGGUUUAAACACCGCCCGGCUGCCGCUAGGCGAACAUGUGGACAUGAAGACGCGCUCCGUGCUGAGUACCUAUCAUGUUUUUGAGCUGCUGAGCAAGGUGGCUGCUGGCCAGGACUGGACAACGGCUAUAUUGGAAACUAUACCCUUACGCAAGGGUGCCAAGGCCAAGGUGCCUCAAGGCAAAGAAGCCGAAGAGAAGGAUACAAGGGAAAUGGAGCAUCAGGAAGAGCAGGAAGACCAAGUGAAGGAGUCUCAGGAAGAGCCAGAGCCUGAAUCCAAUCAACUGAAGUCCUCUGAGCAGGAAUCCUCAUCCCCAAGCUUAAAUAGUUGACCCCAUAUCGCAUUUCGAGGUCUUUUUGAUUUUUAUUUUAGUUUCUUUUGUUGUUUUUACAAAAUC
This is a messenger RNA of Drosophila serrata, 1146 nucleotides long. Its product is annotated as tRNA (guanine(9)-N(1))-methyltransferase Trmt10A. Lineage: Eukaryota; Metazoa; Arthropoda; Insecta; Diptera; Drosophilidae. Gene Ontology annotation, biological process: tRNA N1-guanine methylation. Gene Ontology annotation, molecular function: tRNA binding; methyltransferase activity. The record is from RefSeq and is a predicted model, not a curated record. Gene Ontology annotation, cellular component: nucleoplasm; nucleus.